CCAGGGGCUGGGGGGCUCCAGAACCUUCUGGCUGAUGAGUGACCAGGGGCUGGGGGGUUCCAGAACCUUCUGGCUGAUGAGUGACCAGGGGCUGGGGGGCUCCAGACCUUCUGGCUGGCAGGUGACGCAGCGCAGGGCCAUGCACGGCCACUCCUCCCCUGACUCAUACCCGCCAUUCCCGAGGCGCUGGCCCGGCCCCAGCUCCCUCCCCACAAGGCCAGCGUGUCCCCGGGAUUGUUUUACGGGCAGGCAGGAAGAGCCCGGGAGCAGCUCCAAGGGCCAUCCAUCACUCCCAACCAGCCAAGCCUCUCGCGAUGAAAGGCGGACGGACACUUCCUUGGCAGGGGGGACCCCGGAGGCUGCCAGCCCCCUCCCCGCGCCGCCCACACACUGCGGCUGCGUGUGGCCGCCCCAAACCCCGGCAAAGUUUCUCGUCCCUUCCCCGGGGCUGCUGCGAUUUCCAUUAAUAGCCCAGCUGAGCCCUGCCCGGCUAAAAAUAACCCCGGCCCUCUUCAUAAGGCACCGCCGGCCGCCCCCCGGGGCAGCACCGCACACCAUGGCCGAGCGCCGCGUCCCCUUCACCUUCUGCGCAGCCCCAGCUGGGGAUCCCUUCCGCGACUGGUACCAUGGCAGCCGCCUCUUCGACCAGUCCUUCGGAUGCCCCAUCCCCGAGGAUUGGUACAAGUGGCCGAGCGGCAGCGCCUGGCCGGGAUAUUUCCGCCUGCUGGCCACCGGGAGAGCGCGCUGAUGCCGGCCCCGGGCUCGCCCUUCGGGACGGCACUGACCCCGCCAGCUCAGCAGCGGCAUCUCCGAGAUCCGCCAGACUGCCGACAGCUGGAAGGUCACCUUGGACGUCAACCACUUUGCACCUGAGGAGCUGGUGGUCAAGACCAAGGAUAACAUCGUGGAGAUAACCGGCAAACACGAGGAGAAGCAGGAUGAACACGGCUUCAUCUCCAGGUGCUUCACCCGAAAUACACGUAACCUCCCCCCCGGUGUCGAAGCCACAGCCGUGCGAUCCUCGCUGUCCCCCGAUGGAAUGCUCACGGUGGAGGCCCCCCUGCCCAAACCCGCCAUCCAGUCCGCGGAAAUCACCAUCCCCGUCACUGUCGAGAGCCAAGCCAAGGAACCAGCCAAGAAGUAG
Messenger RNA from Chiroxiphia lanceolata (lance-tailed manakin), 1144 nucleotides. RefSeq names its product heat shock protein family B (small) member 1 (gene HSPB1). Gene Ontology annotation, biological process: response to heat; protein refolding. Gene Ontology annotation, molecular function: protein folding chaperone. Lineage: Eukaryota; Metazoa; Chordata; Aves; Passeriformes; Pipridae. The record is from RefSeq and is a predicted model, not a curated record.